GUAUCGAUGAGUUUUUGAGUACUGAGAAAAUCAUCUUUAAGAUAAUUAUUUUAUUCCACCCUUCUUUUAAUGCAGUUGGGUGUUCUUUCCAGAUUGAUAAGCUGUCAAGCACUGUAGUGCGGUGGUUGAGAAGUCUAACUCGUGACACUUUAUUUACGGGAAUGAGUCUUGGCAUGGCGCUGAUAUAGCAGAUGAAAAGCAUGAACAAUUAGAUAUUUGUAACAUAACCUCAAAAUAGAGUGCUGCCACGGAACAGCAGAAAAUCAAGGGGACAGUAAAGUUGACCUGCAAUCUGUAGGAAGGACUGACAAUAAGUUAAUAUUGUUUUAAUGUCAAAGCUGAACACUGGGAUGGAGUUAAUCAGGUGAAAAUGGAGCACCAGUUAAUAGUUGAAGUUAAAUCUGAAAAACCAGAUACGGAAACAACUGUGGACAACACAAAUUUUGAUAAUUCGGAUACUUUGAUGCUGAAGGAAGAGUUCAACAUCAAAUCCGAAUAUGAUGAAGAAUCAAAAUGGGAUAGGAUCAAAGUUGAAGAGAAAUUAUUGCCUGCAAUUGAAGCUGACUGGACGGCAGAUACUGUUGACCAGAUCAAAAUGGAGUUUCAAGAGCCUGAAAAACUGGAAGAAUGCAGCACCUAUUUUGAAAAUACGGACGCGAUCGCGCUAAAUGAAGAAUUCGACAUCAAAACUGAGGGUUACCAAAGUGACGGACGUGAUUCGGCGGCCGAUAGAGCACAAAUGAAGUGGAAAACGGAGCAAAAGUAUUUACAAGUCAAAGAAGAGAAACAAUUGUUAAGCUGCUAUAAUUGUAACUAUACCGAUCCUACUAAAAAAGGUUUAAUCAGCCAUAUCAAGAAAAAUAAUUGCAGUUUAGGAUCGAGUUUGGAAAAAACACGAUCUGUUUCUAGGAUACAGUACCGAUUGAAUAUUUGUAAUAAAUGUAAUGAGGCGUUCAAGAGUAAAGCGUUAUUAGAUAAUCAUAUCUCGACCGUUCAUAAAAGUAUUUUAACCAGGCACACGCACCUAUGCAAACAUUGCGAUAUGUCAUUUAAAAGAAAGGAAUCGCUCUUUGACCAUAUUCUAAAGCAGCAUCCCAAGUUUGGCGGGACAAUUUCCAGGAAGUUAUAUGAAUGUAUGCAUUGCGCACUAAAAAUAACAAAUAGGAGUAAUUUCAUAAGGCACAUGACAAAACAUAACGCUCAAAAGCCGUUUGGGUGCACGAACUGCGAUGCGUCGUUCAAAAGCAAGCUAUGCCUAGAUCACCACAUUUUACAAAAACAUUCCGAAUUUACUGAUUCUGUCUCUCAUACGAUCCUCGGAUGUACAGAAUGCGAAUACAAAACUAUACGCGCGAGGUCUUUAGCUAGGCACAUCAUGAAACAUACUGGAACGUGCAAGUUCACUUGUAAUAAAUGCGACGCGUCAUUUAGAACCAAAGUAUGGUUAGACAAUCACAUUUUGCAGAAGCAUCCUCUCUCUACCACUUCCGUGUCUCAUAAGAUACACGAAUGUACUCAAUGCGGCUAUAAAACGACCCACACGCAGGCCUUAGCUAGGCACAUCAUGGAACAUACCGGAACUAAGCUCAAGUGUACAAAGUGCGAUGCUUCGUUUGCGUUGAAACAGUCAUUGCACAAUCACAUUGUACGGAAACAUCCCGAGUUCACUGCUUCUGUGUCUAGUAAGGUACGCGAAUGUACGCAUUGCGAAUAUAAAACGAUACGCGCGCGGGACUUUAUCGGGCAUAUGACGAAACAUACCAGAGCUAAGGUCACGUGCACAAAGUGCGAUGCUUCGUUUACGUUUAAACAGUCAUUAGACAACCACAUUAUACAGAAGCAUCCCGAGUUUGCGGCUUCUGUAUCGUGCAAGGUACAUGAAUGUACGCAUUGUGAAUACAAAACUGCACACCCGGGGUCUUUGAAUAGGCAUAUUGUGAGGCAUACGGAAGCCAAGUUGAAGUGUACCAAGUGUGAUGCAUCAUUCAGGCUUAAACAGUCACUAGAUGACCAUAUUUUACGGAUUCAUCCUGAGUUUACUGCUUCUGUUUCUCGUAAAAUAUACGAAUGUACACAGUGUGAAUAUAAAAUCACCCGAAAAGACAGAUUUAAUAAUCAUUUAAGGAAACAUACAGGGUGAUUUUUUAUAAAGGUACACAAAAAAUUUGAAUACCGAAAUUGAAGGCAACAGUAUGCUCCUAACUUAGGACCGUAUCGUCAGUCGUUCCUACAAUUGAAGAGCAAAAAUGCAAAAACCGAUAAAUCCGUUUUUUACGAUUUUUCAGUUAGGCAUGGAAUUGGGUUAAUGGAAAAUGGAAUUUCAAAAGUUUUAAAUUUGACGAGGAUUUUUCUCUAGAGGUUUUGUCGUUUUGUCAUGGAUUUGCAUUUUUGCUCUUCAAUUGUAAGACGCCUUUAUUGUCUCCUUGAUUUUGAGGUUACGUCGCAGAUAUCUAUUUGCAUCAAUCAAUUUUGAUUUAUAUCAUCUGUUAUAUCAGCCUCACAUUUCCUAGAGUUCAAAAAGAAAACAAAGCCUUACAACAGGAGAGCGCUGAUGCUGACAGGAAGCAGCAGAAAUCUAGAAAUACUCCAGAAGGAGAAAAAAGACUAUGAAAAUCAAGGAGGCCAUAAAGGCGUCCAACUUGUCUAUAUAUAUAUAUAUAUAUAUUGAGACGUGGUCAUUGUCGUCUAGACCAGUUAGGUGAAAAAUUAAAGCUUCCGCCUUUUGUUGGGUAAUUUAAGCAAAGAGGACUCUUUAUACUUUUUUAAUUCUCUCUAGCUUUCAAUGGACUUUGCCAUCAUCAUCAUCAGGAGCUGCAAUUACAUUGAUAACAGUAGCAACAAUAGUGUAAAAUGUACUACUGUAAGUUAAGUCAAUUUAAAUUCAUUUUACACUAUUGUUGCUACUGUUAUCAAUGUAAUUGCAGCUCCCGAUGAUGAUGGCAAAGUCCAUUGAAAGCUAGAGAGAAUUAAAAAAGUAUAGAGUCCUCUUUGCUUAAAUUUUGUCCAAGUACCCAACAAAAGGCGGAAGCUUUAAUUUUUCACCUAUAUAUAUAUAUAUAUAAUUAUAUUUCUAUCCCUAAAGGGUGGUAACUCAAACAAACAUUUUUUUAAAACUCUAGAUUUUGAUAGUCUCUUUGAUUUAAGACUCUAUAGGGUUUGUUUGAAAUUUGUAGACAGUGUGGAUGUUUCAAAAGUUUUAUUUCGGUCAUCAGUUUUUUUAGUUCACGACGUUUCGAAUUAUUCACCUGAAGAGAACAUUUUUUCU
This is a messenger RNA of Acanthoscelides obtectus, 3265 nucleotides long. The record is from the annotation of a GenBank genome assembly. NCBI's taxonomy places the organism in Eukaryota, Metazoa, Arthropoda, Insecta, Coleoptera, Chrysomelidae.